AUGUUGUUCACCGGUCUUUUGGGCCUGCUAGGGUUCGGGAUUGGGUCAGCCGUUCUUUGCGGCGAGGGCGCGAACAGGUUGGAGUCAGUUGACCUGAGCCCCAACGCAAAGGCUGCCGCUCAGAUAGCCAUGAUCAUAACCCUGUCGUAUGUCUUCGCACUCGUUACAGUCGUGCCGUGUCUGUCAAUAUGCGUUCCUCAUAUUUGGGAAUUUUUCGUUCUCCUCAUCUGCCUGGAAGGAUUUGGAAGCGGGGCAUAUGUCGUUGCAGUAACCAGAACCAACGUGGAUAAGGGCUCCUGCGAUGAGUACCUCAUGUCUGUUGAUACCUGUUGGAGCGGAUUACGGAUGGUGAAGGCAGGCGGUGUAUUCCGCAUGCUGCUUCUUGCGUAG
Molecule: messenger RNA, 390 nt
Organism: Colletotrichum siamense
Lineage: Eukaryota; Fungi; Ascomycota; Sordariomycetes; Glomerellales; Glomerellaceae
Exons: 3
Coding region: 1-390 (129 amino acids)
Source: RefSeq, a predicted model, not a curated record